Molecule: messenger RNA, 1969 nt
Organism: Protopterus annectens (West African lungfish)
Lineage: Eukaryota; Metazoa; Chordata; Ceratodontiformes; Protopteridae
Gene: WBP1
Product: WW domain binding protein 1
Exons: 4
Coding region: 136-1254 (372 amino acids)
Source: RefSeq, a predicted model, not a curated record
UAGAGACUAAAGUAGGUGGAGCUUUGUUCCGCCAGAAAUGGCGGAUGAACGUUGGGUGAAUAAGGAACUAGUUGUGAUGGUGGAAAUCGGUACAGCUGUGAUGGCUAAUGUGCUGUAGACAGCUGGCGUUAAGUCAUGGGUGUGGAGCUGGUGUCAACGGUGGCAGCAGUGCAGAAAAAGGAUAACACCAGCGCAGAAGGCAUGCGUUGUCAGCAGUCGAACCCAACUGAGGAUGGCGAAGGAGCAUGGGGCACUCUCCACCCCCUGCUCCAGACUGGAGAGCGCUGUACUGGGGUCAAUAACCAGCCAUACGUUUGUGAGACUGGGCACUGCUGUGGAGAGACCGGUUGCUGCACUUACUACUAUGAACUGUGGUGGUUCUGGCUCCUGUGGACUUUGCUAAUACUUUUCAGUUGUUGUUGUGCAUACCGACAUCGCCGAACCAAACUCCGCAUCCAGCAACAGCAACGCCAGCGGGAGAUCAACCUCAUUGCAUACCAUGGUGCCUGCAACUACCCUGCCUCCAUGCUAGAUCUUCGACUUCUAGCUUCAUUGAAGUUACCAGCAUAUGAAGAAGUAGCUGACCAUCCCAGCACUCCUCCUCCACCAUACAGUGCUGUCCUUGCACAGGUCAGUGGGCACUAUGCUCACCCUGGGCCCAGUGUCCUGACACCUUCUCAAAGUUCAGAUAACUACACCAGCUGUUCUUGUGAAUCAAGUUCUGUCACUUCACCUAGCAGCACUUCCUUCUCUGUACAGGUCACAGAUGAAACUGAAACCAGCAACGAAACAACUCCCACUGAUGUUGAAACAAGACCUGACAGUGGUGAUAUGGUGAGUACUACCCAUGAAGAAGCCCCUGCUGAGGCUGCUACAGCAGAUCCAUCACAGAAGGAGCCAGGACUGUCAAAACAUGCCCUUUUUUCUUCAAAUAUAGAUUUUUUUGAGGCAGAUUGCCAUAGAUGUUCAGAUGUGGAGGAAGAAGGUGAAGACGAAGAUGAGGGUCAUUUCAGACACCGCCGACUAACAGGAGAUUCAGGAAUUGAAGUAUGCCAUUGCAAAGUUGAUGUUGAUGAUAGUGAUGAAGAUUGUGCCAGAGAGGACACCCAGUUCCUCCAUGAUAGCCCUGGGUGUUCAAGUAAUUUAAAAUCUGAAUCCCAACAGCCCAGCUCACCACGGCCAUCAAGACCUGACAGCUUAAAUGGACUGAACAGCAGCUCAGUCUCCAGUGCAGCUGCUGUCCAGCCUGUUUGAAGAAAUGUGCAACAAGAGUGAGGCUGAAAAUCUGCCCAAGGUUCUUACUAUAGAGCUUCAUGUAAGCAUAUACAGCCAGAGCUGUGAAAUAUGCUCAUUGGUAACCAUUGACCACUGUAGGUAGUUGGUUGGACUGUUAAUGUAAGGCCAAGCUACGUGUAGUUGGCAUUUGUGUAGCAGAACCGAAAAGAAGAAUGAGGUUAAGAGUUUGUUUAAUGCCAUUCAUUCAGUCCAUACUGCUGCCUAAGUUUUACACUGACUGGGAGACUCAAAAUAGUUAACUUCCGUUAUAUAUAAAAUGAACAAAGAAAUAAAAAUGUUGAAUUCAUGUAAUCAGCCAAGCUUUCCUAUAGAGAGUGGUGUAUACUACCUUUCUGCCACAGAGAUGAUUUGUUAAAGUCCUAGAAAGGACUAUGAAUUUGAUGUUUAAUAUAUUUUAUAUCAUAUAAGCUGUAUUGAGAUUUAUCUACUGUUAAGAUCAUGUGUAUUUAUAGAGAUGCAGUAACACGUCAGUUGUCAGAUGCUUACUGGUGGGAAACAACUUAUCCCCUGCAUCUUUUGUAUGGAAAAACUAAAUAGAACAGUGCUUCCUGCAUAUUAGAAUACGUGGUCCAUCUCAAAAAGUGUACCCCAUUAUUCCUAGAUCAUUAUUUCGAGCUUCUUACUGAUGUUCUGGAAUCUGUGACUACACCAUGAAUAAAGUAAAUCAAAAUGA